AUGGAGGAUGAAUGUAGGCAUUGUAACAGAAUUCAAGAUGAUCGAUUAUCGCCAUUGUCAUUGAAGAUUUUUCCAACAUCGUCUCCGGGGCAUUCGUCGUCUCCGUCUUCUUCGUGUUCGCCGCUUUCUGGUCGCCUUAGUGUAGGUUGUACAAACUACAUUGAACAUCAUGUGUCAAAAUAUGAUACUUUAGCUGGUGUUGCUAUCAAAUAUGGCGUUGAGGUGGCUGACAUUAAGAAGAUAAAUGGUUUAGUGACUGAUCUCCAAAUGUUUGGUCUGAAGACUCUUUGCAUACCUCUACCAGGGAAGUAUCCUCCAUCGUCCAUCAUGGCUAAUGGUUUUGACACAGAAAGGCAGUUUAGAAGGAUGAAAUUGCCUGUUUUCCGGGGUUUAGAGGGAUCUACUAGUGUCCUUCCUACGAUUUUAGUACCAAGCAGCUCUGAGCCGACCUCACCAUCUAGGCGACAGGAAUCAGAUUUUUUAAAUUCAUUCAGAUCAAUAAAGUUAACAUCACCUUCAAAGUGGAAAGAGUCCCCAGCCACGGACAAUCUACAAAAAUAUUAUGGUCUUAAGCCACCAGAUCAGGAGGUUGCACCUAAACUAUGUGAGAUGGCUGUCUAUCCGAGAGGAGGUUCUCCGUACUUGGAGGAUGGUCAAUUUGGCAAUUCAUUAACUUAUAUAAACCUUCCUCUGAGUGUUCAUAGAAAAAGUAAAAGCGCAACUGAUAAUCAUAAACUGGAGAAUGGUGAUUUAGCUAAUGGUGAAUCAGUUGAUGCUUCUAAAAAGUCUGACCUCAAUAACUGGAUCAGCAAUUUAGUAAGUUGGAACAAGAAAUCUGAAGCUGACUAUAACUCUCGUGCCCCGGAGAUGUUACUGAAACGAGAUGCAAGCAAUGGUGGAUUUUCAAAGAUUACAGGUAAAGGUUUAGCACUGAGGCAAAAAGCUGCCAGUCGGACUGCCUCAGAAAUUGAUGGUGAAACAGGACUGCAGAGUUCAAUUUCUAAAUCUGUGGAAGAAUUUUUACGACGAGAUAGUCUUAGUUGUGUAAAGAAGUCUCUGAGUAUGCCAAGUUUCCAGGAUUCAAUUUGUACCUCAUCCAUUUGGCCAGCAGUUAAUUGGAGUUUGAAGCCUGAUCUGCAGGUCUUUUCAACUGUAGCGAUAACAAGACAAAUAUUUGAUAGCUUGCCAAAGCCAAUCACUAGCAGAAGGAACAAAACAGCUGUGGAUUAG
Messenger RNA from Daucus carota subsp. sativus, 1230 nucleotides. RefSeq lists its product as uncharacterized. The transcript is spliced from 4 exons. The record is from RefSeq and is a predicted model, not a curated record. Lineage: Eukaryota; Viridiplantae; Streptophyta; Magnoliopsida; Apiales; Apiaceae. The coding region runs from base 1 to 1230 and encodes 409 amino acids.